CUUCGGCAAACUUUACCAAAAACCGGAAGGGAUUUUCACUUGAUUCGCUAAACCAAAUCAAAUCAUUUACUUCGAAUUCCCACUCCAUAAGAUAACGAAAAUAAGUCCUAAACACUGGUUGAAUUGGGCUUUCUCGACAAUGGGUUUGAAGUCUCCCUUUUACGUUUCCAAUUCAUUAAUCAACAAUCUCGUAUAACCCCGCCAUCUUGAAGUAACGCGUUCCGAGGGGACUGGUUCGGGUAUAUUGAGAAGAUUGAAGCGAUAGCGCUCACCAAGAUACACUAUAUAGCGCUCACACUACGGUAUAAUUUUUCCAAGAAAUGAACUAAUGUGUGUUUCCAAUUAUUUGACAUGAAAGACUCAUAAUAAAAUUGACUUGUUAGUUUUCACGUUGACCAACUUUCAGUGACUCUUCCUCUUGCUCUCAAAUUGGUCUUGCUGAAUUUUAGCUUACAUGACUGGUGCAGCAUAGUACCAAACCUUUGAGUGGGAGGACCUCCCCUUAUGAGGGAUCAUGUGAAGUGAACCACUCCUCUGUCAGCUAUGUGAGUUUGUGCUGGUUCAAAGGGUAUGUACAGGUAUCCAAACAAUUAUCCAGUGGUAAGGGUAGAAGUCAGUGGAUACAUAGUUAGCAUAGAUUCAAGGGAAAAGCUAACAACCUAUGGAGUUGAUGAUGGGAGUGGCACAAUUUCCUGUUGUAAGUGGCAUUCCCAAGAUCUGAGCACAGGGCAAGAAUCCUACGAUCUUGGUCAGCUGGUGACAGUGCAAGGAAAGAUUUCUGUUUUCAGAGAGCAGAGGCAGCUCACUAUUGAUCUGAUCUAUCCAGAGAAAGACCCUAAUGCUGAAGUCCUCUUCUGGCUAGAAGCAGUCAAUCUUGGCAACACAGUUUACAAAGAACCAUUCACUCCUUCACUCAAAGAUUUCCAAACAGAAAAUAGCUCUGUAUCAAAGGAAACAGAACUGAAAAAAGCUAUUUUGACACACAUCAAGGAAAAUAAGAUUGUAACAUUCCAGUUUCAGACCUUAUGCUUUGAGCCUGAUAUACAACAACUGGCAAGGGAGGCAGCAAAGCAAAAAUGUACCAGUGAGGAGGAAGCCAAAAUAUGGAAUGAUUCUCAUGAAGCAAAGAAAGUUAUUAGACAUAUAAUCAAAGAUCUUGAGAAAGAUGGCUUGGUGUAUCUUAAAGACUCAAGAAGAGAUCUUUACCAGGUUAUAAGUCAUGAACACAAUCUUGGAUCAGCAAUUUUAAAGGCAAUGAGCAAAAUUGCAGGACCAUCAGGUUUCUCAAUCUCUAAAUGGGCCAUUAUAGAUGUCCUUCAUUCCUCAAACAAGUUUCAACAUGUAACAAUGAAACAGGUUGAGGAAUCACUUGACAAACUUCUACAGAACAGUGAUGUUUACAAACAGAGUGAGAAUGAAUACUGCUUAGUGUAACAGUCAUAGAAAGUUCAUCCAAUACUUAGCUGUUUCAUUGAUACCACUUAAAAGAAAUAUGCUGG
Molecule: messenger RNA, 1499 nt
Organism: Pocillopora verrucosa
Lineage: Eukaryota; Metazoa; Cnidaria; Anthozoa; Scleractinia; Pocilloporidae
Product: CST complex subunit STN1
Source: RefSeq, a predicted model, not a curated record